Messenger RNA from Spodoptera frugiperda (fall armyworm), 3968 nucleotides. RefSeq names its product vacuolar protein sorting-associated protein 26B-like (gene Vps26). Gene Ontology annotation, biological process: intracellular protein transport; retrograde transport, endosome to Golgi. Lineage: Eukaryota; Metazoa; Arthropoda; Insecta; Lepidoptera; Noctuidae. Gene Ontology annotation, cellular component: retromer complex; endosome. The record is from RefSeq and is a predicted model, not a curated record. Bases 165 to 1478 code for a protein of 437 amino acids. The transcript has a single exon.
CAUAAAAUCAGUCGCCAUCUUUGCUUCAACCUUUCAAUCGCCUCCACAGAUUUGCGGGCGUUUCAUCGCCGUUUUUCAAUGUUUUGCUCAAAUAAAUCGUUACAUUUUUGUUGUAAAGCCACGUAAAAACUUUGCGAUAAGUUGUGUAAGUGAUAAGUGCGAAAAUGAGCUUUUUCGGGUUUGGACAGACUGCGGAUAUUGAAAUCGUAUUUGAUGAUGCUGACAAACGGAAGGUUGCCGAAGUGAAAACGGAUGAAGGCAAAAAGGAGAAGUUAUUGUUGUAUUACGACGGCGAAACCGUUUCAGGUAGAGUGAACGUCACCCUGAGAAAACCCGGGUCGAAACUUGAACACCAAGGUAUCAAGGUCGAACUUAUAGGUCAGAUCGAAUUAUUUUACGAUAGAGGUAAUCACCAUGAAUUUAUAUCGUUAGUAAAGGAGUUGGCACGCCCCGGUGACCUGUUACAGCAUACCUCGUAUCCAUUCGAGUUCGCUAACGUUGAAAAACCUUACGAAGUGUAUACGGGCGCUAAUGUCAGACUGAGGUACUUCUUGAGGGCUACGAUAGUCCGCCGUCUCACAGAUGUCGUCAAAGAGGUGGACAUCGCUGUCCACACGCUGUGCAGCUACCCCGACGUAUUAAACUCCAUUAAAAUGGAAGUAGGUAUUGAAGACUGCCUACACAUAGAAUUUGAGUACAACAAAUCAAAAUACCAUUUGAAGGAUGUAAUUGUUGGUAAAAUCUAUUUCCUCCUUGUCCGUAUCAAAAUCAAACACAUGGAAAUAUCAAUAAUUAAAAGAGAAACAACAGGUUCUGGGCCUAACACUUUCACAGAGAAUGAGACGGUUGCAAAGUAUGAAAUUAUGGAUGGGGCCCCUGUUCGAGGAGAGAGCAUUCCUAUAAGAGUGUUUUUAGCUGGUUAUGACCUGACACCGACAAUGAGAGACAUAAACAAUAAAUUUUCAGUGCGGUACUACCUAAAUCUUGUGUUAAUGGACACUGAAGAUCGCCGCUACUUUAAACAACAAGAAGUGACCCUAUGGAGGAAGAGUGACAAGUCUAGACUACCCCUACAUAAUGCACAUGUUCCCCAAACACUGUCUCACCCAAGUCAACAAAUGCCAAGACAGCUGAGUGCAUCUAGUGAAGACAACUCCAACAGAGCAAUAUCUCCUAACAAUCCCAACAUAAUGCAGAGAUCCAUCUCUCCUUCUAUGAAUGAUGGAGAGAAACAGAAUGGACCUUCUGAGAUGGAGCAGGAACAACCUGAUGUGAUAACUAAUAAACUGUCCAAUACGCACAUUGAAAAUAACCAGACAGAUGAAGAAGUUGAUGAUGAAUCUGCCCCCAUUUUGGAGAAACAAAUAAUACCAGAGAAACCACCCCUCGCUGAGAAACCUCAAGUGGCAGAUAAGCCAGUGAUAGCAGAGAAACCGGUCCUAAACCGGCCUGAAAGUGAAGCUAGUCCAAGUCAAUAGCCGAUAUGUACAUGCGCGGUCCACUUGACAGGCGCUGAAGAUAUGAACUAUAUGUUUUCAUAUUUGAAGACUAUUAUUUAAUGGAUUGUAGUUAUAUUGACUUUUCAUGUAGGUAGUUAUCAGACAUAGUUUGUGGCCUACAGUGGAAAGUUGGUACAACUGUGUCCUAUACAGAAUUGUUGCAGAAUUCAGGAUUUCUAUUAUAAAAUGUUGGAGCUGUAUAAAUGGAAGUUAUUGACAUAGUGAAUAUUGUCAGCAUUAAAUGGAAUAUGGGCUCUAAUUGUAAGUGUACAAUGCUAUCAUUGCAAGAAUAGCUGGUGGAUUAUCUUCAGAUAUCCGUUAUUAUGUAAGUUAGUUAACAAAAUUGUACCUUAUUGCAGCAAUGUAAAGAGCAUUUUAGUAGAACACCAAUCAUGUGUAUCUCAGAAGCCAUUGUUUUUGCAUGUAAGGGCUUAUUAUUUUACUCAAAUAGAAUGUGCUUGUUGGAAUGUUUUAAUUAAAACAGUAGAAUGUUUUUAAUUGAAGUGACAUUUCUUGAAAUAUGAACUCAGGUCAGUAAUGAAACACAUGAUACAUACAAAUUGUUAUCAUUUUAAUUGAAAUAUUUAUAAAAAUAAUCCAUCAUUGAAAGUAGUAACAUUCUAGGUACCUAUUUAAUAUCUGAGCACUUAUCAAACUGGUUCACUGUUGGUUAAAGCAAACUUAUCUAAAACUCACAAUGAAUUGUGUGUAAUUUAAUUUAUCUGUAAUUGUUGAAUAUGUUAAAUAUCUGAAGCCAAUAACAGUCCAUUUAAUGAGUAGGUAGUAAUUAACAAACCAUUCAUGUAAGAAAAUUACCUAUUUAAAUUCUUUUUAUGACAGCACACAGAGUAAAAAUGUAUUUAUCAUAGAAACGAAGAACUUAUAGAAUUAAAAUAACCAUACUUUUUCAGUGACAACAUAUGUAAUUUUAUACAGCCCACAAUUAUUUUAUAUACUUAAGUUGAAUUAGUGAAAUGCAUAUAAAUGUUAUUAAUUUGAUCACUGUCCCGUGCAGUGUGCAGCUUUAUAUUCACAUACAUUGUCAUUUAUUUCGCCGAUAGAAGAUUGUUUUCAUAGAAAAUUAUCAAAAGUGUGAUUAUACAUAGUGUGUAUAUUAAAAUUAAAAAGAAAUAUUUUAAGAAUAUUUGGGAAGUCAAAAAUGUAGGUGUCGGAAAUAAUAAGCGAGAACUUAGUUUCUUUUUUUAUUGUGUAAAAAUUGCUUCAUAAUAUAUUCUAGUUAAGUUUUGCAAUAUUUUGAUGAUUUUAAAAUUAGCGCCUCAGGAUCUGCCAUUUUUUAUCAUUAUUAUUACAAACAAUAAUUCAAGAGUCUGAUUUUAAAUAUGUAUUAUUAUAAUGAUUCCACCAAAAUUGUUUUACAAUCGUAAACUUUUACUUUGUAGAAUUUAUAAUAUUAUGUAUUAUGCUCGUAUUCAGCCACACAGAGAGCCGAUUCAAAUCAAGUUAAAAGUAGGCUUCAUAACAUUUGAAUUUGAUAAAAUGUUGUCAAGCAACAUUUUCACAGAACAAGUUCAGUCGCGCGCGGUGCCAUUGUUUUUAUCAGAACUCAUUAUUUUACUGGUUAAAAUUUUGUAAAUCCAAUUAAUAUGUGAUUCCUCAAAUUGAGGAAAACGUGAUAUUUCGUUUUAUUUUAUCACAUUUAUAUGAAUGAACAUGCAAUCUGUAGAUUGUACUGAAGCUAGAAUACAGUAAAAGAAGCUAAGAACGGUUCCCUGUUAUCGUGAAUCGUGGAGCUCUGUCCAUUUUAAUAAAUAUUUUUAUUAAUUCCUAGAUCCAUGACGGAUCUGUUUGUCGCUCUUUAGAAGUGUAAUUUUUAUUAUAUUAUAGAAAGUGAUUUGUUAAAGCAAUUUAAAAGUGUUUGGGCUUUGUUAUUUGUACAUAUCAUUGCAUUGUUAAACAAUGCACGACCAUAGAUUGUAUCUACAUCAAUUUAUUUCAAUUGAAUCCGUCAAGAGAGCAGUUAGUACCAAUUGGAAGCAUGUCACCGUAUUAGGGAAUUAUUACGACGGGACCGAGUUUGAUUCCGGCGCGAACGAAAUAAUGUUGCAAUGAAUAUUUUGUUAUAGCUACUAUAGUAACGUGAAUCUAACAAGACAAAUGUCUGUAAAAAGUAUACUAAAUAUGUAUUGCGUAUUUAAUUAGUUUAAGUUUAAAAUGUUUUACGGCCGAUGGGCGCAUGGAAUGCCUUAUUGUCAGAUGCCAGGUACAGAUCCAUCUCAUUUGUUGAAGGCUCUUGUGCUGUCCACGGAUAAUUUAUGUAGAUUAUAUCCAUUAUUUUUAUGUAAAUUAAGUAAAGUUACAAGUUAUUGAAAAUAUUGUGUUAUAUUAAAUAAUUGUUUGGUUUUAGUAUCACACUGUAUAAUAUAGAUAUCUUGUUUCUAUUGAGAUUAAGGCGGCAUGUCGAUUGUAACAUUAUUGUUAAUAAAAUAUAUAUGUAUAAAUUGCUGAAAA